Molecule: messenger RNA, 4040 nt
Organism: Haliotis rufescens (red abalone)
Lineage: Eukaryota; Metazoa; Mollusca; Gastropoda; Lepetellida; Haliotidae
Product: protein ecdysoneless homolog
Exons: 14
Coding region: 52-2124 (690 amino acids)
Cellular component (GO): nucleus
Source: RefSeq, a predicted model, not a curated record
UAACUCCACUUCCGUGUUUUCGUUUAUAGAACGAAACAGGACGACAUCGGCAUGGCAGGCAAGGGCCAUCGGUCUAGCGAAGACACCGUGGAGUAUUAUCUGUUUCCGUCCAUUCCAAACCGAAUAGGAGACGAUGAAGUUCAGGCAUACCUUGAGGAACAAGUUGACAUUUUUCUAGCUCAUCUGAGCCCGUUCCUGAUCGACUAUAUUUGGCAGUGCGAACCCUUCACGCUGUCCCCCGUUGUAGGGAAAGGUAACCUCCCCCCUCACCUGUACAGCAGCACCAGCUUUGGCGAGAACAUCGACGAUGAAUGGUUCAUCGUGUACCUCCUGUUCCGGCUCUCCAGGGCGUACCCAAGUCUUGUCAUCAAAACAUCAGACAAUGACGGAGAGUUCCUGCUAAUAGAGGCUGCUGAAGCACUGCCUAAAUGGCUGACACCAGAGACGUCCGACAACAGGGUGUACAUCUAUCAGGGAGAUAUACACAUUAUACCUAUCCCACAAACCCCAGCAGAGAUGAUGGAGCUCCCGUUGUUUGCUCCAGACAUCCCCGAUGGUGUCAAUUGUAUACGUGAACACACCAGCCUCACCCGGGCAUCACCACAGAUACAGCGAUACAUCUUCUCCCGGCUCAGCUGCUUCCCUGAAAAAAUUAAAGAAAAUGUCCAUCACACCAACUGCUACAUCCCAGCAAAACUGGUGCCGGUCUUACGGCGGAACCCUGCCCUGGUCGCACCCGCCGUGCACGCCUUCUACUACCGCGACCCUCUAGACCUACAGGCUUGUAGAACUAUGCAGAUCUUCUCACCAACUGACCAAGUUCUAGCAAGGGUGAAGCUGACUCGCUGCCUGUAUGCCCAGCUGAUGCACCAACAGUUCACCCCGGACAAGAGGAGCGGCUACACACUGCCCGCGUCGUCUAAUCCCAAGUUCCAGUCACAUGACCUGGGCAUGAAACUGGCUCAUGGCUUCGAGAUCCUGUGUACCAAGUGUUCCAGCGGUCAGCGGAUGGGCGUCAACGGUCACACAGUUUCAUCUGACCGGGAUGUACGGUGGCAGAGGUACCUCAAGUCACUCAACAUGAGUGGAUAUUUCAGGGAUGAAGUGACAGGGUCCAAGCUGUACACGGAGCUGCUGGUGGAGGCUCGUAAGUUCUACAUGGAUCAGCUGCAGAUCAGCAACAGUGGCUCCUUCAGGGCGAGCCCAGGGGAGGAAGUGCUGGACCUGGUGGGCAGCACCACCUAUGACCUGGACAGUCUCCGGAGGCAGGAGCAGACGCUGGCCUCGCCUGACGAUGACAGCUGGUUGAACCUGACCCCCGAGUCUCUGGAUGAGAUCCUAAAGAAGGCUUCAGGGAGGUCCGACCCUGACGCCUUUGACAUGACCAAAGUCGCAGACUCCAUGAAGACAUUUGUAGGACAUGUAUCAGGAGUAGAAGGAGCCGAGUUUCCGCAAGAGUCUGAAGAGGGAGAGAUACAGUUUGAGAGCACAGGCUUCAUUCAUGCCAUGCAGAAGAUGUUUGAAUUCAAUGAUGAGGACGAUGCAUCCAGCUCCGAUGAAUUUGAGGAAUAUGACUGGGAUGACAGUGAUGAUGACUUUGAGUCGCCGCCUAAACACUCUCCUUCCAAGAGGCCCCAUACUAGGAAGUCCCCCAAGAAAGCUGCUCCUCGGCCAGAUCCUAAGAUACAGAACGUGAUGGACAUGAUGGACCGGGAGCUGGCUCAGACCAACGUGGGGAAGAGCUUCGAGAGGGAAACAGUCAAACAGAAUGGAAAUACCAAACCCAAACCACAACGUCCAAAACAACCACCACCACCGCGCCCUUCACCUCCACAUUCUUCCCGACCUUCACCCCCAGCUCGACCUUCACCUCCACCACGACCUUCACAGCGACCUCCGCAGCGCCCACCACCAAGGCCUAACAACACCCCGACAUCUAGUCCAAGGAAGUACAAGCGAGAUAUUGAUGAUGAAGAUGAUGGUUUUGUGCCUGUAAACAUCAAUCUGAAUGUGGUCAAGAACACUCUGGAGUCCUACACUGCCCAGCAGGGGCUGCCAGGCCCAGCCUCCAACAUUCUACACAGCAUGGGGGUCAAACUGCCUCCCAAUGCUGAUGCCUUGUAAUGUGAAGCCUUUCAGAACACCUGGUGUUUCACAUUAUGAAGGGUGGUCUCUCGUGGUACAUAUGCCUUGUAAUGUGAAUCCUCGAAGAACAGCUGCUGUUUCACAUAAUCGAGGGUAUCUAGUCUCUCUUGGCACAGAUGCUUUGUAAUCAGAUUCCUCAUAGGACAACUUCCACUGAUUCACAUAAUAAAGAUUAUCUGGCUUUAUUUGGUAGGGAUAUUCUAUGAUGUUAGUAAGAUAGUUUCUGACCCCUGACAUCAUGCCUAGCAACGAGCUGGCCCCUAUCUGAUCAAUUGUCAUUUCAUGAUAGGGGUGUGAAGUAUGAAGCACCGAAUGUUUGUGAGUAGCUAGGGGUAUCUCGUUACCUUGGUGCACACGACUUGUAAUAUAUAGUGUGUUCAGUCCCCAGCACCUGUUCAUCAAAGGAUUGAGGGGGAGGUCGAUUAGCCUAGUGGUUAAAGCGUUUGCUUGUCAGCGGAAGACCUGGGUUUGAUUCCCGACAUGGGUACAAUGUGUGAAGCCCAUUUCUGGUGUUUCCUGCUGUGAUAUUGCUGGUAUCUCAUGACUUUUUUGCAGAUUCCUUGUAAUGUGAAUUUAGAAGCUUUUGACCUCUUAAUGUUCCACACAAUAUAGGGCUGUGUGUUUACCAUGGUGCUUUGUAGUGUACAUUACACUCGGUGAAGAAUGUCCGAUUUGUAAGUCAACAUCAGUGUCAGUGCAGUCAUGAGAUAUGUGGGAUGACGUAUCAGAAUACGUAACAGAAUAGCUCCCCAGUCAGGGCUAGUAAAUAUACCCACAGUGUGAGAUAUACGUUGUUACAUCACCCUUAAUAUGGUGCACUACACAUCACUCAAUACAUGUUCCUUUCCUUCCUGCAUGUAGACCUCGCAUCUUGGUGGCCACCAUAGACAGUGAAACCUCGUUAGCCUGGACCCUGUUAUUCUAGAAACCCCUCAUUUUGGACGACUACUGUAGGAAAUCCAGUGAUUAUCAUCAUGAGCCUUGACCCACACAAUAGAGACCUGAUGACAUACAAUCAACCAAGUCACCAAGCCUGACCACCCGUUCCGUUUAGUCACCUCUUACGACAAGCAUGGGUUGCUGGGGACCUGUAUUCUUACCAGGGAUAGUGUUCGAGACGUCAAAAACAAAGCACAUUAUUCCUUACCAUGGUUUGUUAAUCCAGAAACAGACAAAUUCACUGGAAACAGUAGUCCGGAUUAAUGAGGUUCCUCUGUAUAAGGACAGGCAUUUGUAAAUAUGUGAGUCUUCAAAGGUCUGUUUGCCCAUGUUUGAAAGUAUGUUGGAUGUACACAGUUGGACUACCUCCCCAGUUGAGAUCUCCUUGUCGAUGCUGCUACCAUGUAUAAUAUCCCUGUUGGUCUGUGUGAGUCUACAGUAUUAGUUAGUUGUUAGUCAGCCUUGAGUCUGUGGUGCACCUGCAAACAUGCCUAGUAUUCAUGAGAAGCAAGUAUUGGGAUGACACUCCAUUGUUUCCCAGCAGGACUUUGCUCUGUUCCUUUGGGAUGUGAUAAACCACCAAUAUACUCUUUCCCCCAAUACUAGUAUUAAGUUAAUGUGGCAGAGAGUUCCAGUGUUUAAGUCACUACCAUUGUGUUUUCAUGUUUAUAUCAACCCGCUGAUGGAGAUGUAGAUCAGUGUGGCCUUGCUGAACAAUUUUGUCUUUGACUGGGUUGCUACAGAUAUAACUGUCUUUCAGGAAAACAUUUUUAUGUCAGUGUGAUGUAUUUUGAAGGAUCUAGCAUUUACGACUCAAAAGAAGAUAAGAAAACUUGAUGUUUUUUUCAUAUGACUAUAGUUAUCGUAUUCGAUGUAAUAAGCGCUCUCAAAAUUAGAAAUAGGGGGCUUUUAUUAGAAUAUUACUUUGGUGGAAAAAACAGAGUUGAAAGAUAAAU